AUGACCUCCUACCCAUACCAUCCACACCCCUCCCAUCCAGCUUCCACAAGCUCUCCUUCUGCUCCCUCUCCCUCCCCCAGUCAGAGAACCCUAAGAAUCGCCGUCCCAGAUUCUCCUUCCUACUCCCGCUCCCGCUCCCGCCCCCCUAGCCCUAGCCCCAUCUACCCUCCUACCUCUUAUCCUCAGCGCGAAACCGCCAACAUGGCCGGGGCAAACGAGAGCCGGUGUGGACGCCCCUGGGCUGCCCAUGAUAAUGGUGAUGGUGGUGGUGGUGGUUCUGGUGAUACCUCUAGUAUCCAAGAGGACCUCCACUUCACGGUGAAACUGUCGGACACGGACACAGGGGCAAUUACCAGUCCUCAUGCUGAGGCCAGUGGCACUGGUAGUGGUAGCUAUUCGAGCCAGCAAGGAUGGGGAGCUCGCGAAGGGGAUCAAGAUGCGGAACAACAAUCUGGAAACCACGACGAUGGUAGCAGUAAUGACCAGGGAUGGUUCCGCACGGCGGUGUACGGCUUGGAGGGCUUGAAUAGGUUGAGAAGCCCCAGGGGCAACGAUACUACUUCUGACCAGGGGCAGCGUCUGUACAGCACGCCCAAGACGACAAUCUGCGGUGCCUGUGGUCGAGAUAGACAGCUUGAGCAUGAUUGGAGGAACUACUACCGAGCAAAGUGUUCAAAGGUUGUCGACGAGGAAUCGGAGGAAAUAAGCUCAAAUGGAGAGAAGACGACAGGUAACCCAGAUACCGUCGCCUCUGCCUCUGAGGAGAAGUACCGAGUGGCGACACAUAAUGAGGAGGAAUGGGGGAGUGAUCGCCGGGAUAAAGGGACCGAGACAGCCAGGUACAUCAACAAACCCCUUUUCCUCAUGAACCACGUCCGUAACUCCCCAGCUGUGGAAUAG
Messenger RNA from Neurospora tetraspora, 900 nucleotides. RefSeq lists its product as uncharacterized. Bases 1 to 900 code for a protein of 299 amino acids. Lineage: Eukaryota; Fungi; Ascomycota; Sordariomycetes; Sordariales; Sordariaceae. The transcript has 4 exons. The record is from RefSeq and is a predicted model, not a curated record.